This is a messenger RNA of Durusdinium trenchii, 1839 nucleotides long. NCBI's taxonomy places the organism in Eukaryota, Dinophyceae, Suessiales, Symbiodiniaceae. The record is from the annotation of a GenBank genome assembly.
AUGUUUGCAAGUGAUGUUGAUGAAUGCCUGCAGCGAGCAUUUAUGGUUUUCGGCCUGAACCAAGUGCCUUUUUUGGCAGGGCUUGCUGCGACGCAGAAGCUACUUUUGGCAUCGGCCAUGGAGGUGGAGAAUUACAAGCCCGGAGAGCUUUUGACUGGAGAUGUGCAGUUUGCUUUGGUUUUUGAUGGCACCUUGCUGGUGCAUCGCAAUGAUGCCCUUGAAGAGGAGUUGGGCCACGGGGAGCGGUACAUCAACUCAACCUUGUUCUCACCACAGGACGAGGCAGAGCGGAUGUAUGAGGAGAGUGAGGAUGAAGCUCCUGAGGCAGCCAUCCAGCUUGUUGCCGGAGAGUUGGGCCUCACAGUGGGCACCCUUGCAGGUAAGCGUGCAGCACAGGCUUUCAAGGAGCUUGGCGUAUCACCAGUAUUGAGUGCCGAGGAGACCACAGACAUUGCCCUUGAGGUUCUGCAGGCGCACCGAGUGUCGGUGCUGCGGCAUUUGUCCUGCAAGCAGAUUGAGCGUUUGGUGAAGCAGUUAGUGCCUCGGGUCUACGUCCAUGACACCUUCAUUUUUGAGCAGGGGGAGAUUGGCACCGCUUUCUACAUUGUGGCCAGCGGGCAGGUUCAAGUGAUCAUUGAUGGCAAACCAGUUCGUACGCUGGCUAGGCAUGGACACUUUGGAGAACGUGCGCUGCUGUUCGAGGAGCCUCGUACAGCGACAGUUCGAGUUUUGAGCAGCGAGGCAGAGCUUUGGUGUUUGGAGAAGGCUGCCUUUGUGGAGGUUCUUACUGAGAACCUGCGUGAGGAAAUCAUGCGGCGGAUUGAAAUUCAGGACUCCAACGUUGAGCUUCAAGAUCUCACUCAUGUGAGAGUCAUUGGCAUCGGUGGUUUUGGUCAUGUGAGGCUUGUUGAAGACCGUGUCACUGGCUUGAGGUACGCACUCAAGCAGGUCAAGAAGGUCGAUGGCCAGGUGCCUCCGCAUGUUCGUGGUGAGUGUGAGCUUUUGGCUGAAAUGGACCACCCUUUCAUCCUGGACGUCAUGAACACGUACGAGACUUCUUCCAGCUUCUAUAUCCUGAUGGAGUAUAUCAUGGGUGGAACUUUGCGACACGUCAUCAAGGAAAUGCAGAAACCCUUUGAGCGCUCAGAAGCCAGAUUCUAUGUAGGGUCCCUGAUUCUGGUCUUGGAGGUCUUGCAUGACAGGAAUAUUGUGUACCGGGACCUGAAGCCGGAGAAUGUCAUGGUAGAUUCCAGAGGCUAUGUCAAGCUUAUUGACUUUGGAAUUGCCAAACGUUUGGAUGAGGAUGGCCGUACUUUCACAUGCAUUGGCAGCCCACACUACAUGGCCCCCGAGGCAAUUCUGAGCCGUCGAGAAGGAUAUGGCACGGAAGUUGACACCUGGGCAUUGGGUAUUUUGCUCUAUGAAUUAGUCUGUGGAUGUCAACCAUUCGGAGACGCUGUGAAGGAGAAGCAGGAAGUGUUUGAGGCUGUGCUGAAGCAGGCGCUGAUGUUUCCUGCAAGCUACAACGAUGAAUGUGGGAAAGACCUCCUGCAGGCCAUGCUUGACAAAAGCCCAGAAAACCGACUUGGAGCUGGUGUGUUUGGAUGGGAUGACAUCAAGGAGCAUGAGUACUUUGUCCACACCGACAAGGGAAACCUAUUUGAUGAUAUUGUUGAGCGUCUAUUGCUGCCACCUUAUCUACCUGCUGGCGAAUUUUCUUGCGAUGAAGUGCCCCAGGAAGUUAGCAUGAACAAGUGGAAAGCUGAAAAGACCAUUGCUCGCACACGCACGCGGCAGUUGAGGAGACCUGCUACUUUCGCGACUUUUACCUCCAAGUAA